CACUCUACAUAUAUAACCCAUUAAAAAAGCAAAAACGGUUAUAUGGUUUUCGUACUCAAUCAGUUCACUUGCUUGGUGGCAUUUCAAUUAAUAAGUUGUGGUUUCGAAACUUUAAGUUCCAGUGUGACUAAAACUGAAUAUUAAAUGGAAAAUAAAGCACCGUUCUUUGGCGCUCGUCAUGUGCAAUGUAUUUUAUUAUUUCUCGGAGCCGCUGCUGCGUUCGCGCAACGCGCAAAUCUCUCUGUAGCGAUAGUAGCAAUGAUGGAUAAGAAUUCGGCAAACCCCAAUUUUGAGGAGUACCAAUGGUCCGAGCAGACAAAAUCCUACCUGCUCAGCAGUUUCUUUUGGGGCUAUUUUGUAACACAAAUACCGGGCAGUCAGUUGGCGCACAAAUUUGGUGGUAAAAUAACGCUGCUCCUUAGCAUAACACUAAGUGCAAUUUUGGCUUUACUCACGCCGCUGAGCGUGCGUUUGGGCGAUUGGCAACUGCUCUGUGCGCUGCGUUUGUGUCAAGGUCUCUUCCAGGGUAGCACGUUUGCAUCGAUCCACACAAUACUCUCCAAAUGGAUACCAGCCGAGGAGCGUAGCUCACUUGGCACCUUUUGCUACAGCGGUAUGGCUUUUGGUACUGUGCUGAUGAUGUUCGUCAGCGGUUGGAUUGCCUCUUCCACAUUCGGUUGGCCGGGCAUAUUCUAUUUUGCUGGCUUAAUCAGCGUAGUUUGGGGUUUCAUUUUUUACUUUGUCGGCACUAACACACCAAGUGAAUGCAAAUCAAUGACUGAGGCGGAGCGUUUAUAUAUUGAAGCCGCAAUUGCGACAACGGUUAAACCGGAGCAUGAGCAAGCAAUCAUGAAGACACCUUGGUUGAAGAUACUCAGCUCUGUGCCUUUCUGGGUGGUAUUGCUGACGCAGGCCACCUACGCAUGGGGCUAUUGGACACUGAUGACACAAAUCCCCUCAUAUAUGAAGAGCAUACUGGGACAAGAUAUCCAGAGCAAUGCGCUCAUGUCCGCAGCGCCUUAUCUGGCUGAUUUGUUGUUGACAUUCGUAUUUUGUUUUUUAUCUAGUUUUCUGAUUAAACGUAGCUACAUCAGUAUUAAUGUCAGUCGGAAACUGUUCAAUACUAUCGGAUUUUGGGUGCCUAUAGUACCGCUCAUACUACUCGGCUAUAUGCGCGCCGAUCAGAGCGAGUUGGCACUGAUUUUGCUGGUGAUUGCUGUUAGUGUGAAUGCGGCCGGCAAUUUGGGUUUCCUCAUCAAUCAUAUUGAUUUAGCCCCCAACUUUGGUGGUGUCCUUAUGGGCAUGGCGAGUAGUGCGGCAAAUAUUAUGAGCUUAUUGGCCCCACUGGCGGUGGGCUUCAUUGUUACAGAUGCGGUUCGUAUAUUUUCUAUUUAUUAUUUAUAUAGAAAGCUUACUUUUUUAUUUAACGGCCUGCAUUUACAGAAAAAUGUGCUACAGUGGCGUAUUGUCUUUUACAUUGCUAGCGGCAUGUACUUCGUUGGCAAUUUAUUGUUCAUCUUGUUUGGCCAGACUAAAAUCCAGGUCUGGAACUAUCCUAAACGGCAAUCCACAACGGCAUGAGCGCGUUGGUAUUUGAGUGGAAACUAUUAAAAUUAACACAGAGAGUAUGUGAAGACAAUAAAAUAAUUGACUCUAGAAAUGCUCUAGUAGCGAUCGUUGCUGUCUUCAGAAGCCUGAAUAUAAAAAAUUAAAAAAAAACUCAACUCCAAUGAAUCGGUUAUAUUAAUAAAAGUGUUGAUAACCAUAUUGACACAUUCUUAUCGAAGAUUAAAGUACAGUUUUGUUCAAUGCUCUUUAAUCUUUUCGUCAUAACACAGUAUUUGCACAGCAGAAGUGAGCGCAUUAUCUCGUGUCAGAGCUAAAAGAUUGCAGUAGUUUAAUCAAAAAGCCACUUCAGGCGAGUAAAGGUGUUUCCACUUAAGUUGAUCUAUGUUACUUAUGUGUUAUUAAAUGUUCAAUAUGAACUAUUUAGAAUUAAAAAAAAAACAAAAAAAAAAUAAGUAAGACCUUUAACUAGUCCGCUAAAUAUAGGAAUGUCAACAUCAACUUUCAUUAAUGAAAUUCUUGUACUUAUAAGGAAAUCACUUUAAGAUAUAAUCGAAUGUACUCGGCUAUAACUAAGAUCUACACCAAUAAAGAAAACGAAGAAUACAUAUGUAGGAAUAUAAACAAGAAUAAACGUUAGGCU
This is a messenger RNA of Bactrocera dorsalis (oriental fruit fly), 2209 nucleotides long. Its product is annotated as putative inorganic phosphate cotransporter. The record is from RefSeq and is a predicted model, not a curated record. The coding region runs from base 145 to 1581 and encodes 478 amino acids. Gene Ontology annotation, biological process: monoatomic anion transport; transmembrane transport. Gene Ontology annotation, molecular function: transmembrane transporter activity. Gene Ontology annotation, cellular component: plasma membrane. The transcript has 3 exons. NCBI's taxonomy places the organism in Eukaryota, Metazoa, Arthropoda, Insecta, Diptera, Tephritidae.